This is a messenger RNA of Paramuricea clavata, 2473 nucleotides long. NCBI's taxonomy places the organism in Eukaryota, Metazoa, Cnidaria, Anthozoa, Malacalcyonacea, Plexauridae. The record is from the annotation of a GenBank genome assembly.
AUGGAGACGUUUGUUACUGUGGUUGAGCCAUGUGGGUAAGUGACAGGAAAGUUGUACGUAGAGUACACGCGUAAAAACGCGCAUCUUGUAACAAACCUGCAGCAGACUUGUAGCAAUGCUGUUCCAACAACUUGUCAAUCGGAUGUGUUCGCACUGCUUGUUCCCAGCUUGUUGACAACUUGCUACACGGUUGUUGAGCUCAACACACUUGUUACAAGUUGUUCGAACAACUUGUUAAAUCGUCCGACAAAUCAACAAGUUGUGAGUAACAACCUUGUAGCAACUUGAUAAAAUAUCAACAUUGUUACUUCGAGAAUAUAAGCAGCCACAUAAUGACUUUGACUGUCGAAACGUUAGGUCGUCGAUGCAAUUUAUCCGGGGAUAACAUUCAUUUGCUUGAACCAGAAUUUUGCAACUAUUUUUUAGCCUAACAGCAAAGCAACGUCGUACAAGACUACGGAUUAAAGCACUCAGGAGGCUGUGGGAAUUUUGUCAAGGGAUUACGUCAUCCACGGUAGCAGACUGGAGACUGGUCAUUGGAAAACUGGGCACGUUUUCACGGCAUGAAUUACGAGGUACGGUUGACUAUAAUACUAUAUUUGUACAAGAUAGCUCCAUCAGUUUUCUCUAGUGGUCCAGUAAGAGGAAUCUUCUCUGAUUGCUUUGGUGUCGCUACAGGAGGAACCAUUAGAGACCUUAAGAUCUAGGAUGGAAAUGUGACGACACGUCUAGUAACUGGACACAAUGAAAUUAAUAAUAUUUAAGAAAAGAAAUGAAUAAUUAAAAUCCCACAGGAGAUUCAUACGGUCGUCCAUGCACGGUCUGUUUACAACCGCGGUGAAGCAGAACUCUUGCGUCCUGUGUACAACGUUUGCAUUUUAGUGCGUAAGAAGCGGAUACUCAGCAAAUUGGUUCAGUACUAAUGUGUAAUUCUACUCAAUUGAAAGCCUCUGUUUUGGUCUCUUCAACUGUACUUUGUCAAUAAUUUAAAUUUUUCUUCCUGGAGGUCUAGUUGGUUGAUUGAUUGAUACUAGAGUAUAUCUUAUUGGUCCAGCGUUACUACAAGAAGAAAUCUAAACUAACUUUAGGGCCUGCGUCACUACAAGAGAAAACCUAAACUAACUUUAACUGUUUAGAACUUGAUAGACCCAGAGCUCGAAAUAGGCUGGCCAUAUUUCAGAAAUAAAACGAAAUUCAACAAAAACUAAAUUUUUUUUUAGAUUGGGAUGAAAUCAUUCGCGGCCAUUCGUCAAGCGAGUGCACGGAUCGUUGUGAUGCGUGUUCUUCGUUACGUUCUCACGCGAGAUUUCAAAGCGUGUCCGUCGUUUCGUUGCAUAACGAACUGUGUAUCCGAGUUCACCUUGCCAAAGGUAAGUUUGUUAGAAAAUUGUGUAAACGAGUUUAAAAUGAAAAGAACCUACUUUAACGGUUUCAGCAGCAUAUCCUGUUGCCUGUUGUGUAUUUUUCGUCUCUUUUACAUUCUUUAUUUGAACACAAAACUUGGAAAAUCGUAGUUUCUAAUUAUGCGAGUUACGCCGCCAUUUUGUUUAUUUAUGUACGUAGUCGGGGCGGGCAACCAUUUUUCACUUGUUACCCGGCGAGAUACAUUGCAUUUAUCUGAAGUCACGUGAACACAAAUCAGCCAAUCACGUUUCGUGUUCACCCUGGCUAUGUAAAGGAGCGGUCAUUCAUGCUGGGGGGGGGAGGGGGGGGACCGAAGAGAAUUGUUUUUCUUGGUAAAAAUUUUGCUGAUCCAACCAUUAAAAAGUCGAAAAAUUUUUUACCCAACUUCAAAUAUCAAUUAAAAAAUAAAUAACCCAACCGUGGCGAAAAACUUUACAAAAGGAUACCAUUCAAUUGUCACACAUGUCCUUUACGGCUUCUCUGACGUGUGUUUGAUAACUGUUUGUGCAAUUUGACAAAGUUGCAUGUUGUCUGCACAUGUACUUUCUUUGGAGACACCAUUUGCCUCCCAACAAAUCAGAAAAUGAUCAAGAUAGUGACUCUGAUUAAUUGAUUUACAUAUUGUAUUGAAAUAUGACUGUUGACAUUGCUUUUUAGUCUUCAAUAUUUGAGUGAGUCAUGAGUCUUUUGGAAUGACAAUAAAUUUUUAUUACCCAACCCUUGUUUUGUUUUUCAUUUACCCAACCUUUUACUCACUCAAAAUUUUGUUUACCCAACCCCGGCCAUAAAUUAUGACCGGUCCCUAACUAAUGUAUUUUAUUUUCACUUGCAGUUACGACGGCGUUCAAUAACUACCGUGAACCGGACACGACUAUCGUAGAAUCUGUCACUCGACAACGAAUAUCGACUUCGUUCAUUGUCAUCAACAUUGAAAAUUCUCAGUCCACCAGACUCGCACAGCUUGACGGUAUACAUGAUAUGGAUGAACGCGUUGGAUUAGACAGCGAACUCAUGAUGUCCGAACCGAAUACGGAAGACGACGACGAGUUGCCGAUGAUGCCCUUAUUUG